Molecule: messenger RNA, 2310 nt
Organism: Coturnix japonica (Japanese quail)
Lineage: Eukaryota; Metazoa; Chordata; Aves; Galliformes; Phasianidae
Source: RefSeq, a predicted model, not a curated record
UCCUCCAUUAGCAAAGAAAAUGAAUAGCAUGGAUUUGGCUGCGAGUUACUUUAAGAGAGAGAGGCUGGGAGGGGAUGGAGGAGACCUGAUCAAUGCCAUGUGUCCAGGAAACCGAAAAGGCAACCGAAAUGCCUCGGGGUGUGCUUCCCCCUCACCUCCAGCUGAUUUUAGCUCAGCCUUUUCGCUCCUUUCAGGAGCUGAUUCACUCUCCAUUGUCUCCGCACCUCCCUCUCCCUUCUGUAGGGGAGGGCUGACUCACUCCCAGCUUCAGAGGCGUUCCGAGCAGGCGGGUCGCAGGUCAGCCUGGCCCGGUGCUCAGCGCGUAACUUCGCCCCCGGGUCUCUGUCCUGCGGGGGAGUGGGAGGGCGUCGAGUGUUACAGCCCCCAGCCGAGCGUGCUGCUUCUCGGAGAGGGACUUGUGCCCUCACCUACGUGGACACGGGGAGGAAGUGCGAAAGUGGGAGCGCAGGUAGCUUGGCGUUCCGUAGGGGGCUCGGUGAGGGAAAAAAAAUCUGAGGGGGAGACAUCACCUCAUCUCCUAGCUUCCCUGAGAGGAAUUGCUGUCUCGGGGCUCCACGCCCCCGUUAUGGAGCCUCCACGCUCCGAGUCCCUACGCAGGGCUCGGCCACCUGCACAGAGCGGGGCUGGCGCGGCUCAGAGCCGCGGGGCUAGUCGCUGUCCCCGGCAAAGAGACGGAAUCUCUCUGAAGUCGAGUCUCUGCCUGCAGCUCCCAGCUGGUCCCGAGGGAUGAAAGGAGCAGAAGCCCCGCUGGGUCCAAAGGCGAACGAGCAACCUUUUUAAAAAAGGUUGUCUUGGGUCCUCUUUGACUUUUCAAGACCUGUCUUCUUUUGCUGGAUUUUUUUUUUUUUUAAGCUCUACAUACUUUUAUAGCACUUAUAUGUGUGUGAUUUAUGACUCUUUCCUGAAGCUGAUGGAAAACCGGUGCAUUUUCCCCUGAACGUUUCCUCAUCCUCUCUUCACCCGUCCCUAGUAUUACCUACCUGUCGCUAUCCUAGGCAGAGAUCUGGAAGAGCGCGCCUCUGUUGAUCAGGACCAUUUCUGCUCCCUGAUGCCCUCCCCCUCCCCCCCCCCCCCCAUCCGACACCGAGCAAAGUGGAAAUAGGAAAACUCCAGCAACGCUGCUGGCUGCUGUCCUGCCCUGGGGCUCACAGGGGUUGGGUGGGGUUCCACCUUCAGCCCACGCUUCGCAUCAAAGAUACUCAGGACGCACUUUGGUCAUAUCAAGGUCGUGUCAGUCCAGAAGAGACUUUAGUCAUUACCUGCUCGUGCGGAGGUCUCCGGUAAUCACCCAAAGCCCACCGGGUCCGGCCGGUUGCAAGGGGGGAAAGUAGCAGAACAGCUGGGCUCCGGCAUGGUAGUUUUUUAAGGAUCACCACCAAGGUCUCUGCUUUCCAUAGCUGCCGAUUAUCACCAUCGCCCAAGGGUUCUUUCAAGGAAAGGAGGAAGGAAAUAUACUUCCCAAGCCUCUGUCCAGCCGGUCGUUUGACCCUGAAACCGCCGAUGACCGAGGAACCCCCUCCGCAACGUUAAACGCCCGUAAUUUCCCUCUGCUUCUCCCCCGGCGGCUCCGGCGCACCGCCACCGCGCGAUCUUAUCGCCGCGUGAUCAUUAUUCACCGGUGACAAGCGGAGAUGCGGAGCUCCUAAGUGAGGGUGACGGAUUUCAAACGCGGUGCUGCGGCGUGCACAGCCUCAAGACAUAUUCUUCCUCAAACUUUGCCUAGCAAGCAAGUCAGCGUCUUAACCCUUUGCAUCCCUGCUUGUCGCACGGGCACCACUUAUUUGCUGGGGGGCACUUCAUUACAUGUCAUUUUCUGUUCUUGAAUUGAAACAAAUCUGAACCACCAAGUCUGGAGAGCAGUUGGAGAGCUAAAUACUUCUGUGGUUAGAGACUGGAAAAAUCCUCCCGGCAAAGCAGUCCCUGUGGGACUCACCUUUGUCACCAGGUUUGGUAUGCAAAACGCCACAUGCAUCAUACGGAAUUAAUACAGAACUGCAUUUUGUUCAGCUUGAUGUGGUUAAAACUCCGUAUCUGAAAGCACUAUUUCACUCAGACCUUCAGCUCUAUCUCCUUUACAGGUUAUCAAUAACAGCAGAGCAAGCGAGAAAGGAGCUUAUUUCUGUGGGGGAUUAUUUAAAGAAAACAACAGCAACAACAACAACAAAAACCUUUUUGAUGCAUGCACUUUGUAGUCAGAAGAAAUAUUUACCACUAGCAAACUUCAGCAUGCCAGAACAGGUUUCCUCCGAAGCAGAGGAGAGCCCUAAAAAGAGGGAAAACAACAAGAAG